Molecule: messenger RNA, 441 nt
Organism: Lactuca sativa (garden lettuce)
Lineage: Eukaryota; Viridiplantae; Streptophyta; Magnoliopsida; Asterales; Asteraceae
Source: RefSeq, a predicted model, not a curated record
AUGGUGGAUACAUGUGUUGGGGAUCGGAUUUCAGUUUUAGAGGUCCCGGUUGUUAGGGAAUUUGUAGAUGUGUUCCCAGAGGAGUUACCCGAUGUGCCUCCUGAGAGGGUUGGAAAGGUUGCUUAUAGGUUGGAUCUACCUGAGGAGCUCAGUCAAAUUCACAACAAUUUCCAUGUCUCUGAAUUGCGGAAGUGUGUGUUGGACAAUGGCGUAGUGGUUCAGUUUGAUGAUAUUCAAGUCGAUGAGCACCUGAACUAUGUUGAAAGGCCGAUAGCUAUUCUAGAGAGGAAGAUGAAGGUCCUGUGCAACAAGGAGAUACCUUCGGUAAAGGUACAAUGGCAACAUCGAAGAGAUUCCGGGUGGACCUGGGAGUCAAAGGCUGAGAUGCGGGAGCAUUACGCAGAGUUGUUCACAGCAGUUAACUUCGAGGACGAAGUCUGA